UUCUACACAACUCACAAACACCCACCCGGCCACCCCCCUUUUCUUUUCUUUUUCAUUUUCUCAAUAAUUCACUCCGAUCACCAAAACCCAUCUCGUCAUUUGUCGGUGUGCGUACCCACUCUCACAUUCUGAUCCAUUUCAUUAACUUUCAACCUCUCAUUUACAACCAAUAACAAUCCUAUCGAUUGAGACUGUAACCUUACAAAAGAUGAAGCAAAAUUGGUGGAGAUCAGCUUCUUAUUACAAGCAGAAUCACUUCGUUUUCAAGUUGGGUCUUUCGAUUUUGCUCCUGGGGUUUGGGUUCAGGCUUCUGUUUUCACAAUCUUCCAAUGUUAUCCCUAAUGAAACAGAUAAUAAUAAUAAUAAUAAUAUUAAUAUUAAUAAUAAUAAUAUUAAUGAUAAUAUUGAUAUUGAUACCCCUGUUUUGGACAACGAUGUGAAGCCGAAACCUUUGGAUUUUGUUGAAUCCCCAAAAGAUAUCAGUCAAUUUCAACCUGAAGAUAAUGAGUCAGGAAAGUGUGAUAUCACUGAUGGUGAAUGGAUACCGAGUUCGAGCAGUCCGGCUUACACAAAUAGUACUUGUAGAUGGAUUGAAAGUCAUCAAGACUGUAUGGGAAACGGGAGGCCUGACGCCGGGUAUAUGUACUGGAAAUGGAGUCCGAAAGGUUGUGAAUUACCUCGUUUUGAUGCGAAAAAGUUUCUUGAAACGAUGAGGGAUAAAUCAUGGGCAUUUGUUGGUGAUUCGAUAACUAGAAAUCAUCUUCAAUCGUUCCUUUGUCUUUUAUCUCAGGUAGAAGAUGCGGUUGAACUUUACCAUGAUAAAGAUUACAAGGACCGAAAAUGGCAUUUUCCGUCCUACAAUCUUACAGUUUCGGUUAUAUGGUCACCUUUUCUCGCAAAAGCCGACAUUUUCGAAGACAUAGACGGCGUUUCAUCUUCCGAGAUUCAACUCCACAUCGAUAUUCUCGACAAAACUUGGACCGAACUAUUCGACACAUGGGAUUACGUCCUGUUUUCCUCUGGUAAAUGGUUCAUCAAAUCAGCAAUCUACUACGAAAACAAUUCCGUUUUAGGAUGUCACGGCUGCACCGGAAAGAACUACACCGAUCUCGGUUUCAAUUUCGCAUACCGAAAAAUCUUAAAGAAUCUUUUCGACUUCAUUUUAAAGUCCAACCGUAAAAGCAUGGUCAUCUACCGAACGUCAACCCCAGAUCACUUCGAAAACGGAACAUGGUCAACCGGCGGGAGUUGCGACAGAACGGUUCCCGCUAAAGAAGGCGACUUCGAGAUGAGUGAGUUGAACAGACUUCUUAGAGAGAUUGAGUUACCGGAAGUUUCAAAAGCCGAAGAGCGAGCUUCCGAAAAGGGGAUGAAGUUGAAGCUUCUCGACGUGAUGCCUCUCUCGUUGGUGAGACCAGACGGUCAUCCGGGCCCGUAUAGACAUUUUUACCCUUUUGCGGAAGAUAAGAACGCGAAAGUUCAGUAUGAUUGUUUGCAUUGGUGUUUGCCUGGACCGAUUGACAGCUGGAAUGAUAUGCUGAUGAACUUAGUGGUAAACGGUUGAGGCGAUGGCUUGUGAAUAGUGUUUUAAGAACUUCAUUGGUAUAUAUAUAUAUGUCUCCUGAAAGCGUAUGUAUGUUGUUUCGACCAUUGUUUAGGGUCUAGACGACGGACUAGACGUUUGUUUUCCGGGAUGUGAUAUUGUGAUGUUGUGAACUUUUUGUUGCUGGUUUUUGGUAGGGAAAGAUCUAAGAUCAGUUGGAUCAAGUAUUUGUAAGUUUUGUUUGUUUAUUAUGCUUUCGGCAUCGGUUCGCUCAGGAGGAACAGUCUUGUUUAUUAUGUUUUCAGUUUUUCUUCUUUAUGAGAUGCAACAAGUGUUUUAACAGACACUUUUAGAGUGAAA
Helianthus annuus (common sunflower) is the source of this 1903-nucleotide messenger RNA. RefSeq names its product protein trichome birefringence-like 23. Lineage: Eukaryota; Viridiplantae; Streptophyta; Magnoliopsida; Asterales; Asteraceae. Bases 209 to 1564 code for a protein of 451 amino acids. Gene Ontology annotation, molecular function: O-acetyltransferase activity. The transcript has 3 exons. Gene Ontology annotation, cellular component: Golgi apparatus. The record is from RefSeq and is a predicted model, not a curated record.